AUGGACAAGACGAUGAACCAGCAGGAGUACGUGACAGUCAAAGGCGAGCGUUACGACACCAAGCGUCCGAAGGAUUCCGAAAUCCUCAAAGGCGAUGGCUCGUUCAUGGACAAGACGAUGAACCAGCAGGAGUACGUGACAGUCAAAGGCGAGCGUUACGACACCAAGCGUCCGAAGGAUUCCGAAAUCCUCAAAGGCGAUGGCUCGUUCAUGGACAAGACGAUGAACCAGCAGGAGUACGUGACAGUCAAAGGCGAGCGUUACGACACCAAGCGUCCGAAGGAUUCGGAAAUCCUCAAAGGCGAUGGCUCGUUCAUGGACAAGACGAUGAAACAGCAGGAAUUAGUGACUGUGAAGGGCGAGCGUUACGACACCAAGCGUCCGAAGGAUUCCGAAAUCCUCAAAGGCGAUGGCUCGUUCAUGGACAAGACGAUGAACCAGCAGGAGUACGUGACAGUCAAAGGCGAGCGUUACGACACCAAGCGUCCGAAGGAUUCCGAAAUCCUCAAAGGCGAUGGCUCGUUCAUGGACAAGACGAUGAACCAGCAGGAGUACGUGACAGUCAAAGGCGAGCGUUACGACACCAAGCGUCCGAAGGAUUCCGAAAUCCUCAAAGGCGAUUCUUCACGACAAGACAAUAAACCAGCAAGGAUCUGA
Molecule: messenger RNA, 657 nt
Organism: Necator americanus (New World hookworm)
Lineage: Eukaryota; Metazoa; Nematoda; Chromadorea; Rhabditida; Ancylostomatidae
Exons: 1
Coding region: 1-657 (218 amino acids)
Cellular component (GO): ciliary basal body; centriole; axonemal microtubule
Molecular function (GO): microtubule binding
Source: RefSeq, a predicted model, not a curated record